Lates calcarifer (barramundi perch) is the source of this 1767-nucleotide messenger RNA. RefSeq names its product calsequestrin 2 (gene casq2). Gene Ontology annotation, biological process: regulation of cardiac muscle contraction by regulation of the release of sequestered calcium ion. Gene Ontology annotation, molecular function: calcium ion binding. The record is from RefSeq and is a predicted model, not a curated record. Gene Ontology annotation, cellular component: sarcoplasmic reticulum lumen. Lineage: Eukaryota; Metazoa; Chordata; Actinopteri; Centropomidae.
UGUCUGCAGAGAGAGGUUGUGAAGGAGUGAUUACACUGGGAGAAGGAGUUGCUGGAUCCUAAAGAUGCUUUAGAAAUUGGAUUUCUGUGGACAGCUUGGGAUGCUUGAGAACUGUCUCUCAAAGACCACCUUUUACAUCUAAAACUUUGAACAGUAUUUCUUACACUGCCCUCCCCUUUCACAGGGAUUAGGUGACCUUUCUGGUUGUCCGGUUUUAUAUUGUAAAACUAAACCAUACUCUGACUUCUGGGGGUGUGUGGGAGCUCUGGACGAUGCUCUCCCUGUGGUUGUUCCUAUUCCCUUGCCUGAGCCUUGUGCCUCUGGCCCCGGCUGAGAAGGGCCUGGAGUUCCCAAAGUAUGAUGGGAAGGACCGUGUCCUGGACAUCAAUGACAAAAACUACAAGAAAGCCUUGAAGAAGUACAGCAUGCUUUGCCUGUUCUACCAUGAGCCCAUACCAGACAGCAAGGAGCUACAGAAACAACACCAGAUGACUGAGCUGGUGCUGGAGCUUGCAGCUCAGGUUAUGGAAGAGAAGGACAUUGGAUUUGGAAUGGUCGACUCACACAAAGAUGCAAAAGUGGCAAAGAAGCUCAGUUUGGAAGAGGAAGGCAGUGUAUACGUCUUUAAGGCGGAUCGGGUGAUUGAGUUUGAUGGCUUGCUCUCUGCUAACACCCUGGUUGAGUUUUUGUUGGAUCUACUGGAGGAACCAGUGGAGGUGAUAGGAAAUGCUUUGGAGCUGAGAGCCUUUGAUAGGAUGGAGGAGGAGAUCCGCCUCAUCGGUUACUUCAAGAGCGAAGACUCUGAGCACUAUGAAGCAUUUAAAGAAGCUGCAGAGCAGUUUCAGCCCUACAUCAAGUUCUUUGCCACAUUUGAGAAGUCUGUGGCCAAGGAGUUGACUCUGAAGCUGAACGAGGUGGAUUUCUAUGAACCCUUCAUGGAGGAGCCUGUCACCAUCCCAGGCAAACCUCACUCUGAGGAGGAGCUGGUGGAAUUCAUAACAGAACACAGACGACCAACUCUGAGAAAGCUGCGUGCAGAAGAUAUGUUUGAAACCUGGGAGGAUGAUAUCGAGGGCAUCCACAUUGUGGCUUUUGCAGAGGAGGAGGAUCCUGAUGGCUAUGAGUUCUUGGAGAUCCUGAAGGAGGUGGCCAGGGACAACACUCACCUUCCUGACCUCAGCAUCGUCUGGAUUGACCCUGAUGACUUUCCCCUGCUGAUCCCCUACUGGGAGAAGACCUUCAAGGUGGACCUGUUCAGACCACAGAUUGGAGUAGUCAAUGUUACAGAUGCCGACAGCGUGUGGAUGGAGAUGGAAGAUGAGGAGGAUCUGCCCAGCGCACAGGAGUUGGAAGACUGGAUCGAAGAUGUGCUCUCUGGCAAAGUCAAUACUGAGGAUGAUGAUGAAAUGAUGAAUGAUGAUGAUGACGAUGACGACGAUGAUGAUAAUGAUGAUGACGAUGACAAUGAUGAUGAUGAUGAUGAUGAUGAUGAUGAUGAUGGUGAUGAAGAUGAUGAUGAAGAAGAUGACGAAGAUGACGAUGAUGAUGACGAUGAUGAGUAAUUUAUGAGAAUAAUAAAUCUUGACUCCUCAGUUGAACAUGGACUUGAACAACUGUAAAGUAACUUUUCACAUAGAAAUUAUUUCAAAUGUACUGAAUAUGUGCUUGAUGAUAAUAUCAAUGAGUCUAUUUAAUAUCCAAAAAUGUCAUUUUUUGACACUGUAAAUAAGCCUGGAAUGGGUUUUGGGAUUAAAAAUAAGACAUACA